Alligator sinensis (Chinese alligator) is the source of this 2013-nucleotide messenger RNA. RefSeq names its product crystallin beta B1 (gene CRYBB1). Bases 1168 to 1884 code for a protein of 238 amino acids. Gene Ontology annotation, biological process: visual perception; lens development in camera-type eye. Lineage: Eukaryota; Metazoa; Chordata; Crocodylia; Alligatoridae. Gene Ontology annotation, molecular function: structural constituent of eye lens. The transcript is spliced from 6 exons. The record is from RefSeq and is a predicted model, not a curated record.
AUAUUUAUAUAUAUAUAUAUAUGUGACGGGGGGCGAGCCGGAUGUUGUAGUCACAUCAUAUGCUGGCAUCCUACUUUCUAUUCCAGAUAUAGCUAAGGAUGAAGUGAAACAGCAGCUGCUCCAACAGGGCAUGCUGAAAUCAGCAGGUCCACCUAUGAGUGCAUCUAAGAGUUUUAAAAGAGCUGGCCAAGGAGCAAUCUGGACCAACUGACUUUCAGCACAUCUACAAAUACUAGAGAAGCUGCAGAGCCCUGAAGGAAAGUCAGCGCUGUUGCAGUGUCUGAAAAGAGUUAAGUUGAUGCCUGGACUGAAGAUCCCGGUCUGUCUCUCAGGCCUCUGGUAGGAUCUUGGGAGGAUCCUGGAACAGCUGAUAGGGGACUUGAUUAAUGUGCAAUUAAAGAGGGUAAUGCAAUCAAUGAUAAAGAGCAUGAGUUGAUGCCUUGUCUGGCGGACAGCACAGGUGAGGAGGAUUGAGGAAAGAGCGCUGACACGAUGUCUUGAGCCUUUGAUUAGAGGGUUUGACCUGGUACCACGUGGCUUUUUGUUAUGGUGGCAUAGAUGUAAUGGUUUAGCAGCCAGCUAACUGAUUGCUAGAGAACAGAAAGUGAUGGGGAGAGUGGGAUCCACCCACCCCAGAAGAUUUAACCCUUUGGGUCUCACUGGUGUGCCAGCAUCUGCACAGCUGUGCCAGGAUUUAACCCAGGCUCCACGUCGCGGGCAGAUGAGAUAUGGGACUGGGACCUGCACGGCUCUGUGGGGGUGCCUAGAGGAGCAGCCACGGGGUCAGGAGAGCCCUUCGGGGGUAUUGGGGCCGGGGGGCUGGGCGUGCACCCGGCUGGGCGUCCACGCUCCGGGCAACAGGCCUCCAGGGCUGGGUGCAAAGUGUCUCUGUCAGGCCUUUCCGUUGUGCCCGGGGCACACAAUGGAAAUGCUGGGCUCAGCGGCUGUGCCGGGGCCCUGGGCCAGGCUUCCAGCUCACUGCCCGUAUUGGGAGAUGUGAUGACUGGGAGCUUCGGGGCAGACACUGAUGAGCUAGCACUUCCUUUGUGCGCCAGCCCGGGGCCCGGCCUUGCCAGGCUAUAAAGUGGGGCCCGCGCGGCACCCCCAAACACAAGCCUGCUCCCUCCACCCGACGCAGCAGCUGCCCAGCCCGGAGCCACCCCCGCCAUGUCCGACACCACCAAACCCGCUGCACCCAGCCAGGCAGUCGAUGACAAGGACAAGGGGGUGCCGGCCCCGGCGCCCGUCGCAGACCCCAUCCCCGUGUCCAACAGCAAAGGAGAAGACUCUGCACUGGAAGGCUUCAGGAUUGUCGUCUUCGAGCAAGAGAACUUCCAGGGCAAGAAGAUGGAAUUCACGGCCGAGUGCCUGAACCUGGGCGAGCGCGGGUUCGACCGGGUGCGCAGCGUCAUCAUCAACUCUGGACCCUGGGUGGCCUUCGAACAAGCCAAUCUGCGCGGGGAGAUGUUCAUCUUGGAGAAGGGCGAGUACCCUCGCUGGGACACCUGGUCCAGCAGCUACCGCAGCGACUGCUUCAUGUCCAUGCGCCCCAUCAAGAUGGAGGCCGAGGACCAUAAAAUCACCCUCUUCGAGUCUGCCGACUUCAAGGGCAACAAAAUGGAGAUCCAGGAGGACGACGUGCCCAGCCUGUGGGCCCACGGCUUCUGCGACCGCGUGGGCAGCGUCAAGGUGUCCAGUGGAACCUGGGUCGGGUACCAGUACCCUGGCUACAGGGGCUACCAGUACCUCUUUGAGCGCGGGGACUUCCGGCACUGGAACGAGUGGUCUGCCUUCCAGCCCCAGAUCCAGUCCAUCCGCCGCAUCAGGGACCUGCACUGGGACCGGAAGGGCACCUACGACACCCCCGAGGCCCCCUCCAACUGAGCACACUUGCCGCUAGCUGACGCACCCCGGGCCAUGUAGCACCUUGACAUUCCCGCUCCCCUAGGGGAGCACCCCCCUUGCUCCCGCGCGCUCCCCGCACCCCCGGCACUUUCCUUGUACAGUGCACAC